AUGAUUAACAAACAAUCAACACAAGCAGAUCUUGCAGUCCAACAUCUGAAUUUAAGUGAACAAAGCAUAUAUGACCGUAUGGAUGCAUAUAAAUUACCCAAACCUGACUCAACUUCAGAACAAGUUUUAACUGAUGGAAUAAAUGAAUUAACAUCAAAAUUUCGUGAUAUUAAACGUGUCAGUCAUAAUGGAUUAUAUUGUAUUGUUUGUGGUGACAUCAGCAGUGGAAAACAUUAUGGUAUUUUAGCAUGUAAUGGUGUAGUGGUUUUUUUAAACGAUCUAUGUCAAGCUGGUAAUGGUUUAUGUAUUAUUGACAAAGCUCACAGAAACCAGUGUCAAGCAUGUCGAAUGAAAAAAUGUAUCCGUAUGGGUAUGAAUAAAGAUGCUGUUCAGAAUGAACGCCAACCAAGGAAGAGUUCACACUUUACCGCUCAAGGUAAUUCAACACCACCUAAGCGUCAAGCACUAGAGAUAUCGCAUUCGCCAAAUGACAAAUCAUUUAUUUCAGAAUCUGCUAAUAGCGAACUGACGAACGAUAAGUCGUUUGGAGAAUCAAUUAGCGUACCUAAAGAUAGCUCAAACCAUAGUGCUUCUGACUAUACACCACUUAAUGAAAACAAUCUAUCGGAAGGUGUUAACACUUUUGAAACAUUUUUGCAAACGAAUCAGAGUGGAUUCAAAAACACCGUUUAA
Messenger RNA from Schistosoma mattheei, 693 nucleotides. The record is from the annotation of a GenBank genome assembly. Lineage: Eukaryota; Metazoa; Platyhelminthes; Trematoda; Strigeidida; Schistosomatidae.